Molecule: messenger RNA, 623 nt
Organism: Jaculus jaculus (lesser Egyptian jerboa)
Lineage: Eukaryota; Metazoa; Chordata; Mammalia; Rodentia; Dipodidae
Gene: Lenep
Product: lens epithelial protein
Exons: 2
Coding region: 1-267 (88 amino acids)
Biological process (GO): multicellular organism development
Source: RefSeq, a predicted model, not a curated record
AUGAGACCUGCGUGGGUGGGGACAGUGGAUAAAAGACCCCAAGGGAAGCUUCUACUCCCCUCUUCACAGCUGCUGCCCAGAAUGCUGCCCCGAAUGCGUCCCCUUGCCCAGGCCUUGCCCUUCUCCCUUGGAGGGGCCCUACGUGACACCGGUCUCCGGGUUCCUGUCUUUAAGAUGGGCAGAGGGUGGGAAGGCCUGCUGCGAACUCUGAAGGAAAUCGCCUACGUCCUCCUCUGCUGCUGGUGCAUCAAGGAACUGCUGGAUUAGCGGCGGCGGCAGGAAGCUGCCUCUCCUCAUCCCUGGUUCCUCUUGUCUUCUCUAGCCCCGUCCAGAUUCCUGGAGUGUGCUGAGCUCAACAAGCGAGGUGUGGAUCCUGCCUCAAGCUGUCCCAUCUGUCAGACCUGCCCGUCGUGGGGCCUCCAUCCCAGCCCUGCCACUGGUGGACCUCUGAUGGGCCUGAGCUUGGCCUGCUGGCUAGGACCCCAGUAAGACUGCAGCAGGACCACUUAGCAUUCCUCCGGGCUUCACACAGUGAGAUGGUUGGUCCUUCCGUGCACUUGUAAUGCCAGGAGUGGGCUGGCCCUGAGCUCGCUGACAGUCACCGAACUAUAUACACAGAUAAU